Molecule: messenger RNA, 2715 nt
Organism: Penaeus indicus
Lineage: Eukaryota; Metazoa; Arthropoda; Malacostraca; Decapoda; Penaeidae
Product: major facilitator superfamily domain-containing protein 6-like
Exons: 10
Coding region: 17-2050 (677 amino acids)
Cellular component (GO): membrane
Source: RefSeq, a predicted model, not a curated record
AGCAGCCUCCGCCACCAUGAUUCUCCCAUCUUGGUUUAUUCGCUUCCGGAAGGACUUGACGACUAAGGAAUUCGCUCCCAUAAAGCUUCUCUUUUUCCUUAUUUAUGGAGCGUCCAUGGCCAUGUUCCCUUUCCUCACCCUCCAAGCGCGGUCCCUCGGCAUCACGGAGAAGGAACUCGGCAUUGUUUACGCUUUCACGCCAGUCAUUGCCAUCAUCGGUCCGCCCAUGACAGGCAUGAUUGCGGAUAAGAUUGGCAAUUUUAAGGUAUUCCUCAGCUUCACAAUGGCGGCGAGCGGUGCAGCUGCCCUUGUGUUUUCCGCCGUCCCCGCCGCCCGCAUCCACCACGCCCUUCCGGAGGUCCUUCCCUACACGGUUACCUGCGGCGGGAGUGAGGGCUCGAGGCUCACGCUGAAGGAGCCUUUUCAGUGUGACUACUUGGCCGAUCUCGACACCGUGUUGUUCAAUGUUACGAGCUGUGAACCAUGUCGGGCGGACGGCCUCGCGGACUCCGAGCUGCACCUGGUGACGACCCCAUGCCCGGGCGGCGUCGAGACCAACUGCGAAAUCUCCCUGCCCCCCGGAGUGUCGCCUGUGCUCGCGGCGAGGGUGCCCCAGGGGGAGGCCAACGCCAGCUUCCUCGAACCGCUGGACUGGACCUGCCCUGGGCCCGGCGAGCAGGGAAUCCCCCUAGACACCGACACCAAAUCCGCCUACGACGUCGCUGCCUCCACGACCCUCGCCUCCAACGACUGCCGACUCCGGUGCGUGGCGGAGGUGAGGCGGGUCGACCUGUGCUCCAACGACAAGACCACGCAGGUGCUCAAGCCCAUGGUGACCUUCUGGUCCUACCUGCUGGUGCGAGUGCUCAACGGCCUGACCUUGGCCACGAGUUUCACCCUGUUCGACGGCGCGACGAUGGCGGUGCUGAAGGAACACAAGGGGGACUACGGCCUCCAGCGCCUCUACGGGAACAUCGGGGCCAUCGUGAUCACUCCCUUGUCCGGCGUCCUUAUCGAUGUCUUCUCGGAGAUGCAGGGGACUCAGGACUACAGACCGGCUUUCUACCUCUACUGCGGCCUCAAGAUCAUCGCCGCCGUCGUCAUCAUCUUCUUGAGCCUAGAUUUCCGGCAGCCUUCCAACCAGGUGUUCAGUGACUUCAAGGUGCUCAUCAGAAAACCCGAGAUUCUCACCUUCCUUCUCGUCAUGAUGAUUUCAGGCACCUGCUUCGGCCUGCUGGACACGUUCCUCUUCUGGCUCCUGCAGGACCUCGGCGCCAAGAAGUUCCUGAUGGGGAUCACCGUCACCGUGGGCAGCAUCGCGGGCGUCCCCACCCUCAUCGCUUCCGGCUGGAUCAUGGGCAAGCUAGGGCACGCCAACACCAUCAUUCUGGGUUACGCUUUCUACGUCAUUAGGAUGUUCGGCUACUCCUUCAUCCAGAACCCGUGGUGGUGCAUGCCCUUCGAAGUCCUCGAAUGCUUCACCGUGUCCCUCAUGGGCGCCGCCGCUGUGUCCUACGCGAGCGAGUUGGCGACGCCGUCCACGCUCGCCACUCUGCAGGGAAUCUACGGCGGCAUUCACUACGGAGUCGGACGCGGACUGGGCAGCCUCCUCGGCGGGUUCAUGAUCGGUCCCCUGGGCAUCCGCAACACCUUCAGGCUCAUGGGCAUCUUGUGCGGCGUCACCUGCAUCACCUACUUCGUCGUCAACCACAUCUUCUUCCGGAAACUCCAGAACCAGCGGCGAGACGAGAAGGAGGAGCAGAGGAAAGCCGAAGAAGCCGAAGAGGGGAACCCGAAGGAGACCAAGGGGGACCUGAAAGAGAGCAAGGGCGACCUGAAGGAGACCAAGGGGGACCUGAAGGAGACCAAGGACGACCUGAAGGAGACCAAGGGGGACCUGAAGGAAAUCAAGGGUGACCUGAAUGAGACCAAGGACGACCUGAAGGAGACCAAGGGCGACCUGAAGGAGAGCCUGUCCCUUGAGGCGCUCGGGGCUGUCGAGAAUGGCGUCAAGGCGAUACCUAAUGGAAAGGAAACCAAGGUGCCAUAAAGGUCUUUUUAUUCCCCCCAAUUAUUUUCUGUGAAAAAAACAAACAAACAAACACAGUUCCCUACGCACAGAUAAAAUGAAACACGGUACAAUGUAAAAAAAAAAAUAGAAAAACAAAGAACAAAACCCGAUAGUUACUUCGCCUGAUGAGGAAGUCACAAUGGUUCGAAACGUGAAGACACCGACUUUCUGUUUCUGCUGUGACUGUGUCUCGUUUUAUCCCCUUUUUUCAGUAAAUGUCAUACGUGUAAAGUAUUGAAAACCAGUUAUCGAAAGAUUUUGCUUAAACAUGAUAGUAGCUUGUUACGGUAGAGUCCAUUAGUAUGUAUUUAAGGUCAUUGUAUAUACAUUUUGUUGCAUAAAAAGAUAGGUGCUCAUUUCUCUCAAGCUUUACUAAUGCAUUUUAGAUUUAAUAGGUUAUUACUGUUUCCUACGUCACAUGUCUUCCUUCUGUGUAAGGAAAUUUUAUGGAAUGCCUCAAUGUAAGUGCCUUAGAACUUGUUAUAUACUUGAUAAUGUGUUUAUAUUCAGUCAGUGAAUGUCAGAUACUUGGCAUUAUGUAAUAUGCAGUUUGUGAAUACUUGGAAUUACGUCUUGUUUAGUAUUGUCUAUCGAUCUGUCAGAUGUUUGUAAUCAUGCCAUAUUCAGUCUAUGAUGUUGGUAUU